This is a messenger RNA of Chelmon rostratus (copperband butterflyfish), 991 nucleotides long. RefSeq lists its product as uncharacterized. The record is from RefSeq and is a predicted model, not a curated record. The transcript has 2 exons. Gene Ontology annotation, molecular function: protein-folding chaperone binding; misfolded protein binding. Bases 356 to 901 code for a protein of 181 amino acids. Gene Ontology annotation, cellular component: endoplasmic reticulum. NCBI's taxonomy places the organism in Eukaryota, Metazoa, Chordata, Actinopteri, Chaetodontiformes, Chaetodontidae.
UUUCAGCGGAAUUAAUAAAUAGCAAUGUUUAAAGGUCUCAUGGAGCAAGGUGGCGGUCCUGUCGCUAAAUGACGGUGAGCUGAGUGAAUCGCUGUAGCUUCACCAGCACGCUUUGUUCCGGCUUAAAUAGGCGUGACUUCCCAUCUUGAGCUUUAAAGCUGUCCAGUUGAGUACUUUAUCGCCUGUUCCUGGUCUUGGGAAGAGCAGCCCAUUUGGGUUAGCGUUCAGCUGCUACCGCUGACGUGUCGACCUGAAAGCUUUACGUGCACAUGAACAUGAGCUGUCAAACCGUCAGGAAGCUGUGCCUUCAGAAAACGUCUUAGUGUAACGUUUGAGCUCCUCGCAGGUGCUCAGCAUGGCAACGCCAAGUGUUUUCCACUGGAUGCAAACCUGCGUGGUCCUGCAGCUCUGCUUAUCUGACGUCCUGCUCGCAGCCCCGGAGACAAGCAGAAGUUACUACGAAACUCUGAAUGUGGAGCCAACAGCAACCGACAGCCAGAUAAAGAAGAGUUUCCGCAAACUGGCCAUAAAACACCACCCCGAUAAGAACAAGAGCGCCGAUGCAGAGAAGACUUUCAGAGAGAUUGCUGAAGCCUACAAGGUGCUCUCCAACAAGGAGAAGAGGAGGCUGUAUGACAGCGUGGGCCAUGAGCCUUUUCUAAAAAAUGAAGCCUCCGAUGAGUCCGAGGAUGAAGAUGAGGCGAGCUUUCCAUUCAGUUUUGCAGACCUCUUCCACGACUUGGAUCAUAGUCCCUUUGCGGAGGAGUCGUACUUCCACUGGAGCUUUCCUCAGGAUGGGGAGAACGAGGACGGUCCGUAUGAGCAUUACAGCUUUGCAGAGCCUGUCUUCAGCUUUUAUUUUGGGGAUGGAGAUGAAGAUGAAGAAGAUCACCACUACUAGAUGUCUGGCAUCUUCAACCUGUAUCCUGUUUGUUUGACUGUUUUAAUGUGUUGUCUUUCUGUUGACAAUAAAGUCUCCAUGUUGAAUUGU